This is a messenger RNA of Phytophthora infestans T30-4, 642 nucleotides long. RefSeq lists its product as uncharacterized. The record is from RefSeq and is a predicted model, not a curated record. The transcript is spliced from 3 exons. Bases 1 to 642 code for a protein of 213 amino acids. Lineage: Eukaryota; Oomycota; Peronosporomycetes; Peronosporales; Peronosporaceae.
AUGCUGCUGGAGCUCGCGGAUGAAUGUAAACAACACAUUUGGGAGUUCAUGGACGUACAGGAGCUUUGUCGAGUGGCGUGUGUGGCUCGUAACGCUGAACAGGGAGUUUGUUUAGGCCCAAUAUGGCAGAAACGCGCUCGCACACUGCUGUCCAAAGGCCAGGAAGCGCUGGACACCGACACAGGCGUGUUGAGCUGCCGGUUGCAACGCCACAAUGCGAACACGCAUUUGACUCUUGGAAGAUUUAGUUUUAGUAAUACGCGCUUUGCUCAAGCGAUGAGCUCUUUGCAAGACUUAAAAAGGGAACGAUCUCAGCUUAAAGAGGCGAUGCAGAGUGUCAAAGCCUCUUCUCAUGCAGACAAACGCACGCGUCGACUUCAGAUGAAUUGUGUCAAGUGGAUGAAUCGAACGCACAGACGACAAGCUGCAGCGUCGCAGUCGAUACAAGCGCAGAAUGCCGCGCUGUCAAAGGCGGAGCUGGCUUCGAGACUGCAACAAGUGGAAAAUAUGAUCCAAACGACGGCGCAGGAACAAUUCGGACUGCGAAAACGAGCGAUGAAAAGUUUGCACAAAUUUAACACGCAACUGGCUACUGGAUCGAACCUAUUUUAUGAUUUAGGUGCCUUACAAUUCGUCGCUUAA